This is a messenger RNA of Solea solea (common sole), 2328 nucleotides long. RefSeq names its product dynein regulatory complex subunit 5-like. The coding region runs from base 202 to 1413 and encodes 403 amino acids. The transcript is spliced from 3 exons. Gene Ontology annotation, molecular function: protein binding. Gene Ontology annotation, biological process: flagellated sperm motility. Gene Ontology annotation, cellular component: sperm flagellum. NCBI's taxonomy places the organism in Eukaryota, Metazoa, Chordata, Actinopteri, Pleuronectiformes, Soleidae. The record is from RefSeq and is a predicted model, not a curated record.
CUGGAGGCAGAAACACUUUUACCCGUGGAGGGCAGCACUGCACCUUUCAAUGUAUAGCCUUCCCGAUAUUCUAAUAAUAAUUAUUAUUAGUAGUAGUAGUAUUAUUGUUCUUGUUAAUAGAAGAAGAAGAAGGUUAGAAGGUUAAACACCAGAGAACGUAAUACCUUAUCCUUCCAAGGUACAACCAGAAGAAGGACAACAAUGGACAAUCUGGAAGUAGGAACAGAAGGCAGUGCAUUGCAGGACUCGGCCGCCAUCAAACUCGACAAAGACAAACUCAAGGCCUCUGGAAACUGCGGUGAGAUGAGGAGCACCUCUGAUCCUCGCUGGACCCAGGAGCUGAUGCCUCCUCUGUCAAACCUCUGCCUGCAAAGUAUCGUGAGCAACUUUGAGGAAAACCCUAUAGUUGAACAACUUGGACCAGGUGAGAAAGACUUUAUUCUCAAGCAUCUCUUCACCGAUCUUCCCCUGCACGUGACGGCAAACCUGAUAACUGACGGCGUCUAUUGGAGGCGGUGCUGUGAGCGGCAGUGGGACCUCUGCGACGUCUCCGAUUACGGCAACAGCUGGAAGCGGAUGUUCUUCGAGCGGCGCCUCGAGAGCAUGAUCGAGCUUUUCAUCCCGGACGCAAGCGACCCCGAGGUGAUCCUCGACAUGGUGCAGCACUGCAGGGACUACAUCAAGAGGCUGAGCAUUUCCCAGCUGCUGCUGAGCGACAACGAGUCCUCUGCGGACCACUUUGACUUUGGCAUCGUGCUCGACAAGCUGACCAGCCUGGAAGAGCUCCAUUUGAUCUACAGGGUCAAAAAAUGUGGGAUGAACUUCGAAUGGAAGAUGCUUGAGAUGAGCGAUCGUGAUUGCGAGUCCCUCGCCAAGGCCAUCGAGUCCUGCAAAACUUUGAAGCGACUGAGGCUCCAACUGAGCAACAUUGACGAUAAUCAGUGCCACCUGCUGGUCAAAUACCUUUUGGACCACCCGAGCCUGAGGGAGCUCGACUUUUCCCACAACCUGAUCAGUGACGGCGGAGCCAAAGCCAUCGCCGAGCUGCUCACCAGGAGUAAACUGGAGAUCCUCAACUUGUUUGACAACGAUAUCAGAGACAAAGGUGCCAAAGCGAUCGCUCAGGCCUUGUCCGAGAACUCCACCCUGUUGUCGCUCAACCUGCGUCUCAACCGCGUGAAAGACGAGGGAGGUCAGGCCAUAAGUGAGGCUCUGCUGAAGAACAACACCCUCCAUCACCUGCACCUCGGAGCCAACAAGGUGACAGGGCCGACUGCUGUAGCGUUGUCUGAGGUGCUGGCUCAGAAUAACAUCCUGAGGAGCAUUAUUAUUAUCAACCUCUCCUGCAACAACCUGGGCGAGCUAAACGAGGCAGUCAUAAAGCACCCGUCCUUCCGUUUGUCUCUCUGCUGAAUCUGCUGGACUGGGACAACAAUGGAGGAGAGUGUUGUCCUCCAGAGCCAACUUCAGUUCAAUUCACUGCUUCCAUCCAUCCAGCGUCUCCCUCUUCAUCAUCCACAUGAGGGUCAGGGGCGGGAGCUGGAGUCAAUCCCAGUCGACAUAGGGCGAAAAGCGGGGUUCACCCUCGAUAACAGGGUCAACGCAUAGAGCUCCGAACGUCUCGUGACGCAGUUGCUAUGAAUUGCCAUGUUGGCGGCCUCAGAUGCAGCAAAAAUGACUGAGGCCGGCGCUGGACUCAACCUGUCACGAGUUCACUGCGCACUUUAAAUCCACAGAGAUCAACCAAAAUAUCACAAGAACUUGACUGAAAGAAUGAAUCUAUCUGAUCUUCAGCCAGAGAGGACAUUAUUCCAGACCUUCGUCUUUACUCUGGGGAGUCACUGAGGGUUUACAAUGGACGCAAUCUGGCUUUGUGACAAACUCUGGAGUCUACCGGAGUCUACCGACUAAAGUUAGCACUGUUGUCACCAGAAGGUUGAGUGUUGCAUUAGCGUAACGCUAAUAACACUAGCAACAGGCAGUGUGAUUUUAAUAAUUGCCAUGCAGACUAGUUCCUGGUAAAUCUAGUCUGAGUCCAUGAUUUGCCAGGAUUUAACCACGGAAUCAUCCGUCUUCUUCUGCUCACUGUGAGUAAAUCACCUCGACCUUCUCUCUGGAUCUGUGGGGAUCCGGUAAAAUGCUCUCCCGUUAGCCUGUUAACCUGUCUCCGACUGUUUUGGAUCUUCUACCGCUUUAUCCACAUGGGGGUCACAGCUAAAGGCGGGUUCACACCAUGGACAGGUCACCAGUCCAUCACAGGGCCAACAUAGAGACAAACAACCAUUUACUCUCACACCCGCGGUCAAUUUAGAGUGUCCAUUCACCUAA